AGACUCCCAACCCAAUAACCCAACUCGCAAAUGAAUAAAGUUUCAACCUUCAUCAAUCUACACUUCCCCCUUCUUUUUUUUGGCUGCAGUGUGAUCUGAUGACACAAAUAAAGAAGAAAAAGAAGAAGCCAUAAGAAGUUGUCUCUGGGUUUUCGAUUUCAUCCUAGAUGGAUGAUGUUAUGAGUCGGGAUUUAAUAAGUGACUUGCCUCAAAGCAUUAUAGAAAGUAUCCUCACGCGUUUACCAAUACGGGAUGCUGUGAGGACUAGCAUUUUAUCAAGUAAAUGGAGGUAUAAAUGGGCAACACUUACUCAACUUGUAUUUGAUGAAAAGUGUGUGAUUUUAUCGAAUGAUCGAUGUAAAGUUGAGGAUGGUCUUGUAAAUUUCAUCACUCGGACUCUUUUUCUGCACCAAGGCCCGAUUCAUAAGUUCCAGCUAACGACUACGCACUUGCAGUGCUGCCCCGACAUUGAUCAAUGGUUACUUUUCCUUUCAAGGAAUGACAUCAAAGAGUUGGUCCUUGAAUUGGGUGAAGGAGAGUGGUUUAGGGUUCCUUCUUGUCUUUUCAACUGCAAAAAGUUGACCCGUUUGGAUCUUUUCCGCUGUGAAUUCGAUCCGCCCCCUACUUUUAAAGGAUUCUUGUGCUUGAAGAGUCUUAAUCUCCACCAGGUUUUGGUUUCUCCUGAGGCAAUUGAAAGUCUUAUAUCUGGUUGCCCUCUUCUUGAGAGCUUAGCAUUGUCCUACUUCGAUAGUCUAGCGCUUACUAUCCGCGCUCCAAAUCUCAAGUUUUUGUGUCUGGAAGGUGAAUUCAAAGACAUUUGUCUGGAAAAUACUCCGCUUUUAGUUGCAAUGUCGGUUGCUAUGUACAUGACUGAUGACAUAGCUGAACACUUUGAGCAAAGCUCAACCUGCAACUUUAACAGGUUUCUUGGUGGUGUGCCUCGUCUCGAGAGGCUUAUUGGGCAUAUAUACUUCACGAAGUUUUUGAGCAUAGGUGAUGACCUUGGAAGACUUCCUAUUACAUACGCCCAUCUAAAGGUAGUUGAAUUGAAUCAAGUAAGUUUUGAAGAUAUGAAGGAGAUACUCGUUGUUCUUCGCUUGAUUACUAACUCUCCUAAUUUAAGGGAACUUCAAAUUUCGGGUUCCUCAAACACAUUAGCUGCCAUAGAUGCACCUGAUUUGGAUUUCUGGGAGGAUGAAUGCCCGUCCAAUUGCACAUUCAAACAGCUCAGAGUUGUGAGGAUGACAGAUAUGUCCGGUGUGCCUCAUGAGAUGGAGUUCAUCAAAUUUCUUCUUGCAAAUUCGCCUGCACUCGAGACAAUGAGUAUCUCACCUUGUGUAUAUGUCAUGGACGGAAGACUGAAUAUGUUAAUCGAGCUGCUGAGGUUUAGACGUGCCUCUGCUCAAGCAGAAAUUUUAUUCAUUCAAGAUUAGUCAUUGUUUGUCUGUUAAUAGAGCACAAUUAAGUACUUUGCCCUCUCAUUUGCUAAUUUGUUGCCUUUCUUUUGAAAUAUCAAAGAACAGUUGGGCACCAAUUGCAUAUUUCAUCUGUAACAUAUUCUUUUGAAAUGUGAAUAAUAACAAUUCUGAGCAAAUUGAGAUA
Messenger RNA from Gossypium raimondii (Peruvian cotton), 1602 nucleotides. RefSeq names its product F-box/FBD/LRR-repeat protein At1g13570. The transcript is spliced from 4 exons. The record is from RefSeq and is a predicted model, not a curated record. NCBI's taxonomy places the organism in Eukaryota, Viridiplantae, Streptophyta, Magnoliopsida, Malvales, Malvaceae. Bases 168 to 1433 code for a protein of 421 amino acids. Gene Ontology annotation, molecular function: protein binding.